AUCCUAUUACUGUCUUUCAUAGCUUUCUAUUCUAUUAAUAACAAACAAGCCUACAAUACAAUGACAUUCUUGCCCAAUAGACUUCCCAACCACUUUCUUUCUUUCCCACACCUUUUACUCUGCCUCAUCAUCCUUGCAUUGCCCACUUUUUUUUAUUAUGCUGCUUUUGCUUCUUCCUUAACUACUGGAAAACAAGCAACUGAACCCACGGCUCUCUUGACGUGGAAAGCUAGCCUUCACAACCAAACUCAAACUCUCCUGUCCUCUUGGGUUGGAACCAACCAUUGCACUUGGCUUGGAAUUCAUUGCAACAAGGCCGGUAGAGUUGCCCAUAUAGACCUUCAGAGUUAUGGUUUGAAAGGUACUCUUUCUAAUCUUAAUUUCUCAUCCUUUCCUCAUCUCCUCACCCUUCAACUUUUUAACAACUCACUUUAUGGGACCAUCCCCCCCCCCCAUAUUGGUAGCCUUUGGAGACUCACCUUACUUAAUUAGCUUGUCUCUCAACAGUCUCUCUGGAACAAUUCCGACCGAAAUAGGCCAACUAACUAAUCUAAGGUUCUUGUACGUGUUUGGAAAUCAAAUUGGUGGCUCCAUCCCCCAAGAAAUAGGAUUGCUCAACUCUCUCAAUGAGCUUGCCUUGUCUAAUAACAAUCUCACGGGUUCAAUCCCUUCUUCAAUUGGAAACUUGGGCAACUUAACCUUUCUGUACCUUUAUAACAACCCACUUUCCGGAUCAAUCCCUCAAGAAAUUGGAAUGCUAAGGUCUCUCGUUGAUCUCGAUCUCGCAAUGAACAAUCUCACAGGUUCAAUCCCUGCAUCUAUAGGGAACUUGAGCCAAUUAACCACUCUGCACCUUUUUCGCAACCAACUUUCCGGAUCAAUCCCUCAAGAAGUUGGGAUGCUGAGGUCUCUCGUUGAUCUCCAACUCUCAAAUAACAAUUUCACUGGUUCAAUCCCUACAUCUAUAGGGAACUUGGGCCAAUUAACCGUUCUGCACCUUUUUCACAACCUACUUUCCGGAUCAAUCCCUCAAGAAGUUGGGAUGUUGAGGUCUCUCAUUGAUCUCGAACUCGAAGUGAACAACCUCACGGGUUCAAUCCCUGCAUCUAUAGGAAACUUAGGAAUGUUAACCAUUUUGUUCCUCCAUGAAAAUAUGCUUUCAGGACUCAUUCCUUCGACAAUUGGAAACUUGACAAAGUUGCACAAAUUAGAUUUAAGUCUAAAUCCAUUAUCAGGCUCCAUUCCUUCAGAGAUAGGAAAUUUAAAACAACUUGGUACAUCGGCAUUCAUUGAUAACCAACUCACUGGCUCUAUUCCUCCAAGAUUGAACAAUCUUACACAUUUGAAAAUUUUCCAGAUACCUUACAACAAGCUCGUUGGUCAUUUACCAGAAAACCUAUGCUUUAGUGGAUUACUAGCCUAUUUUUCAGCAAGCAAUAAUAAUCUCACAGGUCCCAUCCCCAAAAGCUUGAGAAAUUGCUCUAGCUUAUACAGAGUUAGGCUUGAAGGAAACCAACUUUCGGGAAAUAUAUCAGAGGACUUUGGCAUAUACCCAAGCUUGGUUUACAUUGAUUUGAGUCAUAAUAAUUUUUAUGGUGAGCUAUCUAAAAACUGGGGAAAAUGCCACAAUUUAACUAGUCUCAAAAUGUCUAAUAAUAAAAUUUCUGGUAAGAUACCAUCUGAAUUAGUAGGGGCAACUCAGCUAUCCGUUCUUGAUCUCUCUUCAAAUCAUCUAGUUGGAGAGAUCCCAUUGCAAUUGGGAAGGUUGGUUUCACUAUUCAACCUUAAGCUGGAUGAUAACUAUCUAUUAGGCAAUAUUCCUCCAGAAUUCAGUAAGUUGUCCAAUUUAGAGAACCUUAACUUGGCAGCAAAUUAUCUAAGUGGCUCAAUCCCUAGAGAACUUGGAGACUACUUAAAACUAUUGAACUUAAAUUUGAGCAAUAAUAGAUUUGGGGAAAGCAUUCCUAUUGAAAUAGGCCAGAUCAACACUCUUCAAAGUCUUGGUCUUGGUAAUAACUUGCUAAUUGGUAAGAUACCACAACAGAUUGGAGAAUUGCAAAGAUUAGAAACAUUGAGGGUAUGUUUGGUUUGUGUUUGAGAGAUGUGUUUUAGAGAUAAAAAGUACGAAAAGUUGUUUGGUUUGGUUUUUUUCAAAAGAUGUUUUGGAAAAUUAUUUUGAGAGAGAGUUUUGGAAAAA
Camellia sinensis is the source of this 2197-nucleotide messenger RNA. The record is from RefSeq and is a predicted model, not a curated record. Lineage: Eukaryota; Viridiplantae; Streptophyta; Magnoliopsida; Ericales; Theaceae.